CGGCCCAGACUGGUGCACCACGGCCCCCACCGCCAGAGUCCCGGGUGGAGAGCGGCGGCGACGCCGAGCUGCGGGCGUUGGUGCUCCUGACUGCGCCAGCACCCGGCAGGGGAGGUGGGCACCCAGGCUAUUGUCGGCAGCCGAGUCACUCCGCGCCCCACAGUGCCCGAGUCAGCGGCCAGGCCUUGAUUUUUUGGUGGGGACAGUCAUGGCGUCCCAGCCAAAUUCCUCUGCGAAGAAAAAAGAGGAGAAGGGGAAGAACAUCCAGGUGGUGGUAAGAUGCAGACCAUUUAAUUUGACAGAACGGAAAGCUAACGCCCAUUCAAUAGUAGAAUGUGAUCAUGUACGAAAAGAAGUUAGUGUACGAACUGGAGGAUUGGCUGACAAGAGCUCACGGAAAACAUACACUUUUGAUAUGGUUUUUGGAGCAUCUACUAAACAAAUUGAUGUUUACCGAAGUGUUGUCUGUCCAAUUCUGGAUGAAGUUAUUAUGGGCUAUAAUUGCACUAUCUUCGCAUAUGGCCAAACUGGCACUGGAAAAACCUUUACAAUGGAAGGUGAAAGGUCACCUAAUGAAGAGUAUACAUGGGAAGAGGAUCCCUUGGCUGGUAUAAUUCCACGUACUCUUCAUCAAAUUUUUGAGAAACUUACUGAUAAUGGUACUGAAUUUUCAGUCAAAGUGUCUCUGUUGGAAAUCUAUAAUGAAGAACUUUUUGAUCUUCUUAGUCCAUCUUCUGAUGUUUCUGAGAGGUUGCAGAUGUUUGAUGAUCCCCGAAACAAGAGAGGAGUGAUAAUCAAAGGUUUAGAAGAAAUUACAGUACACAACAAAGAUGAAGUCUAUCAAAUUUUGGAAAAGGGGGCAGCAAAAAGGACAACUGCAGCCACUUUGAUGAAUGCAUACUCUAGUCGUUCCCACUCAGUUUUCUCUGUUACAAUACAUAUGAAAGAAACUACAAAUGAUGGAGAAGAGCUUGUUAAAAUUGGAAAGUUGAACUUGGUUGAUCUUGCGGGAAGUGAAAACAUUGGCCGUUCUGGAGCUGUUGACAAGAGAGCUCGGGAAGCUGGAAAUAUCAAUCAAUCUCUGUUGACUUUGGGAAGGGUUAUUACUGCUCUUGUAGAAAGAACACCUCAUGUUCCUUACCGAGAAUCUAAACUAACUAGAAUCCUCCAGGAUUCUCUUGGGGGGCGUACAAGAACAUCUAUAAUUGCAACAAUUUCUCCUGCAUCUCUCAAUCUUGAGGAAACUCUGAGUACCUUGGAGUAUGCUCAUAGAGCAAAGAACAUAAUGAAUAAACCUGAAGUUAAUCAGAAACUCACCAAAAAAGCUCUUAUUAAGGAGUAUACGGAAGAGAUAGAGCGCCUGAAACGAGAUCUUGCUGCAGCUCGUGAGAAAAAUGGAGUAUAUAUUUCUGAAGAAAAUUUUAGAGCCAUGAGUGGAAAAUUAACUGUUCAAGAAGAACAGAUUGUAGAAUUGAUUGAAAAAAUUGGUGCCAUUGAGGAGGAGCUAAGUAGGGUUACAGAGUUGUUUAUGGAUAAAAAAAAUGAACUUGACCAGUGUAAAUGUGACCUGCAAAAUAAGACAGAGGAACUUGAAACCACUCAAAAACAUUUGCAAGAAACUAAAUUACAACUUGUUAAAGAAGAAUAUUUCACAUCAGCUUUGGAAACUACCGAAGAGAAACUUCAUGAUGCUGCUAGCAAGCUGCUUAGCACAGUUGAAGAAACUACAAAAGAUGUAUCUGGUCUCCAUUGCAAACUGGAUCGUAAGAAGGCAAUUGACCAACACAAUGCAGAAGCUCAGGAUGUUUUUGGUAGAAACCUAAAUAGUCUGUUUAGUAAUAUGGAAGAAUUAAUUAAGGAUGGCAGCUCAAAACAAAAGGCCAUGCUAGAAGUUCACAAGACCUUGUUUGGUAAUCUGCUGUCUUCCAGUGUCUCUGCAUUAGACACCAUUACUACAACAGCACUUGGAUCUCUCACAUCUAUUCCAGAAAAUGUGUCUACUCUUGUUUCUCAGAUUUUGAAUAUGAUAUUAAAAGAACAAUCACUAGCAGCAGAAAGUAAAACCGUACUGCAAGAAUUGAUUAAUGUACUUAAGACUGACCUUCUUGGUUCACUGGAAAUGAUUUUAGCCCCCACUGUGGCAUCUAUAUUGAAAAUCAAUACUCAACUAAAGCAUAUUUUCAAGACCUCAUUGACUGUGGCUGAUAAGGUAGAAGAUCAGAAAAAGGAAUUAGAUGGCUUUCUCAGUAUACUUUGUAAUAAUCUACAUGAACUACAAGAAAAUACAAUUUCUUCCUUGGUGGAAUCACAGAAACAAUGUAGAAACUUAACUGAAGACCUGAAGACAAUAAAGCAAACUCAUUCACAGGAACUUUGCCAGUUAAUCAAUCUCUGGACAGAGAGAUUCUGUGCUUUGGAGGAAAAGUGUGAAAACAUCCAGAAACCACUUAGUGGUAUCCAAGAAAAUAUACAGCAGAAAUCUAAGGAUAUAAUCAACAAAACAACUUUUCACAGUAAAAAAUUUUGUGCUGAUUCUGAUGGCUUGUCACAGGAACUCAGACAUUUUAACCAAGAUGGUACAACAUUGGUUGAAGAGUCUGUGAAACACUGUGAUAAACUCAGUAGCAACCUGGAAAAGAUAUCUCAAGAGACUGAUCAGAGAUGUGGAUCUCUGAAUAGAAGCACUGUUCAUUUUUCUGAACAGUGGGUAUCUUGCUUAAAUAAAAGGGAACAGGAACUUCAGAAUUUACUGGAGGUUGUAAACCAAUGUUGUGAGGCUUCAAAUUCAGAGAUCACUGAAAAAUUACGUGGACAUAAAGCAACUAAUGAGAACCAGCGUAACGUUUUUCUUGAUCAGAUAACUAUUGAUGAAGAAAAAUUGAUAGCACAAAAUCUAGAACUUAAUGAAACCAUAAAAGUUGGUUUGACUAAGCUUAAUUGCUUCCUGCAACAGGAUCUGAAACUGGAUAUCCCAACAGGUAUGACACCACAGAGAAAAAAUUACUUAUACCCAUCAACAUUGGUGAGAACUGAACCACGUGAACAUCUUCUUGAUCAGUUGAAAAGGAAACAGCCUGAGCUGUUCAUGAUGCUAAACUGUUCAGGAAAUAACAAAGAAGAGACCAGUCAGGACAUGGAUGUAGAAAAGGCAGUACUGAGGCAAUAUGUUGAAGAAGCUCUAAGUCAAGAGCCAUCUGUAGAUGCUAGUGUGGAUUGUUCAUCAAUUGGUGGAGUUCCAUUUUUCCAGCAUAAAAAAUCACAUGGAAAAGACAAAGAAAACAGAGGCAUUAAUCCAGUGGAGAGGUCUAAAGUGGAAGAAACUACAGAGCACUCUGCUACAAAGAGCAGAUUACCUCUCCGGGCCCAGAUAAAUCUUUAG
Messenger RNA from Propithecus coquereli (Coquerel's sifaka), 3379 nucleotides. RefSeq names its product kinesin family member 11 (gene KIF11). The coding region runs from base 209 to 3379 and encodes 1056 amino acids. The record is from RefSeq and is a predicted model, not a curated record. Gene Ontology annotation, cellular component: nucleus; spindle microtubule. The transcript has 22 exons. Gene Ontology annotation, biological process: mitotic spindle assembly; microtubule-based movement. Lineage: Eukaryota; Metazoa; Chordata; Mammalia; Primates; Indriidae. Gene Ontology annotation, molecular function: ATP binding; microtubule binding; plus-end-directed microtubule motor activity.